ACUUCCGGUUCUUGUUCUGGCCAACAUGGCAGCUUCUGCGAACGCGUCGAUGAGCGACCGCGAGCUCAAGUUUGUUCAGAUCGGGCUCAGCGAGCAGAAGGCGAAGGAGACGGCGAAGAAUGCGACGCUUUCGCAGGGCCUCUUUGACGCCAUCGUCGCGGCCGAGGGAAAAGCGAACAAGCCGAUCACGAAAGCGAUGGGCAACCUUCUGUACCAUGUCGUGACCAAGAUGAAGGGACAAAUAAAACAGUACGAGCUGCUCCUCGUCGAGUACGUCGCCAAGGGAAAGCUCGACUCCGAGGCCAAGCUGACAGCUGCCAUGGACUACCUGCUCACCCACCCGGAACCCCCAUUGGACACAAAGGCGUUUGAGAAGUACAGCGGUGUUGGUGUCGUUGUCUCGCCUGACCAGAUUGAAAAGGCUGUUGAGGACGUCAUCAGCAAACACCGGGAGAAGCUGGUGGAGGACCGGUACCAGUUCAACGUGGGAACUCUACUCGCGGAAGCUCGCUCGAAGCUGCCCUUUGCGGAGGGCAAGUACAUCAAGAACGAGGUGGACUUGCAGGUGCUGCACCUGCUUGGCCCUAAGUCAGACGCUGAUCUCCAGAAAGCGUCUCGUCCUAAGACCAAGGGAGGCAAGGAGCGCCCGAAAGCCUGCACUCCUCGGGAUACGCAGUCGGUUGAAACUCAACCGAAUGGUGCAAGGUCAAGUAUCAGUCAUCCUCGAAAGGCACUGCAUUCAACUAUCUUGGAUUGCAUCUCUGCCGACACUGGUGCCAACACGAUGGAGGAACUCUUCCGGACCAAGGUGCACUUCCACAAGCCUGGCGAGAACCACAAGACGGAAGGCUACAUAGUCACCCCAGCCACCAUGGCGCACCUCAAGAACCACCUCAAGGUCACCGGUGGCAAGGUGCGGACACGGUUCCCUCCCGAGCCCAACGGCAUCCUGCACAUAGGGCAUGCCAAGGCCAUCAAUGUGAACUUUGGAUACGCCAAGGCACACGGUGGCGUAUGCUUCCUGCGCUAUGACGACACCAACCCCGAGAAGGAGGAGGAGCGCUUCUUUGCGGGGAUCCAGGACAUGGUCCAGUGGCUAGGCUACGAACCAUACAAGGUGACCCACGCGUCUGACUACUUUGAUGACCUCUACGUUUUGGCUGUGCGGCUGAUCCAGCGUGGUCUGGCCUACGUCUGUCACCAAACCGCGGAGGAGCUCAAGGGAUUCAACCCACCACCAUCGCCUUACCGGGAUCGCACCAUCGAGCAAAAUCUCCGGUUGUUUGAAGACAUGCGCAGGGGAAAGUUCAACGAGGGCGAGGCCACACUACGGAUGAAAGUGACCCUGGAGGAAGGCAAGCAGGACCCCGUGGCGUACCGGGUGCGGUUCGUACCGCACCCGCGCUCGGGUGACAAGUGGUGCAUCUACCCGACGUACGACUUCACCCACUGCCUGUGCGACUCGCUCGAGCACAUCACCCACUCGCUGUGCACCAAGGAGUUCCAGUCGCGGCGCUCCUCCUACUACUGGCUCUGCAAUGCCGUCGACGUCUACUGCCCCGUGCAGUGGGAGUACGGCCGGCUCAACCUCAACUACACUGUCGUCUCCAAGCGCAAGAUUGCCAAGCUCAUCGAGCAGGGCGUCGUCAGGGACUGGGAUGACCCACGCCUGUACACACUGACAGCACUGAGGCGGCGUGGGUUUCCCCCGGAUGCCAUCAAUAACUUUUGUGCCAAGCUGGGGCUGACGGGGUCCCUCUCAGCUGUAGACCCUCAGCUGCUGGAAGCCUGCGUUAGGGAUUCGCUAAACCUGACAGCACCGAGGGUGAUGUGCGUGGUGGAGCCGCUCAAAGUGACCAUCACGAACUUUCCGCACGGUCAGGAUGCCGAGGUGCCAGUCACAGUGCCCGACUUCCCAGCCUCGCCUGAGCGAGGUUCGCAUACGGUCACAUUUGCCAGCGUGGUGUACAUUGAAGCGGCCGACUUCAGGGAGACCGCCGACAAGUCCUUUCGCCGCCUCACGCUCAAACAGUCUGUUGGCCUACGGCACACUGGGCUGGUCAUCUCGGUCAGCAAGGUCAUCAAGGAUGCCGCUGGUGAUGUUCAGGAGUUAAAGGUGACGUGCCAAAAAGCCGAAGACAUCGAGAAACCUCGUGCAUUCAUCCACUGGGUCUCCAAACCAGUCACCUGCGAAGUGCGGUUGUACGACCGGCUAUUCUUCCAUAAGAACCCAGAAGACACAAGCGAGGCAGCCGGUGGCUUUCUCAGCGAUGUCAAUCGCGAGGCAAUGACAAUCUGCAGCGACUCGCUCAUUGACCGAUCGCUGGCUAGCUGUUCCGUCUUGGAUAAGUUCCAGUUUGAGCGCCUUGGAUACUUUUGCGUCGACCAGGACAGUGCUCCAGAGAAGAUCGUGUUCAACCGGACGGUCACAUUAAAAGAGGAUUCUGGGAAGAACUGACAGCGUCGACGCUGACAUCCCUAGGUGCCUCUGUUCUUCAAAGUGUUGUGAAUCACAUGCAACGACGCACAAGGAUUCUAUUUUUUCAAAUUUUUUUGUACAGUCUACAGUUGUUGAUGAGUGCUAUGUGCUUCUCCUCGGCCCCUGCCAAACCUGCCGAAGCCUCAUUCACUCUACACAGCGAUUGAAGCAAGCGCCAAAUGGAACACGUCACUGAUAACGGCUCCACUCUAUGUACUGGGCUUCGGCACUCCAGGUGCAAAUAACUCCGGCACGAAUGAGAAAAAAAAUAAUUGAUGGGUGCAGUGAUGCUGUAGCCCAAGUUAUGCUUUGCCAAGGAUAUUUUCUUAUUUACUCGCCUUUUAGUAAUGCGGAAAGGCAACUUCUGACGGGACUGGCACACAACCUUGUGUAAAGUGGCGUGUCAAUAAAUUAAUUUAGAUGUGUUUUGGGAAGGGGGGGGGGGGGGUUCCUCUGUGAUGUUUGUUUAAUGACGGAGCUUAUGCAUAAAUGAUGUCUAUCUAAGCAUUAUGCCGUGGCAUAUGAAUAAAUUAACUUGAAAUGUGUUCUGUGAGGGGUUUCCUUGGUGAUGUUUGUAUGUGGAAGCUUGCACAUAAAAGGUUUUCUACCUGGAAAUUUUGCCCUGCAAGGUUUUUUAUGCAUGUAUUUAUACACAAAAGUGGUGCAAUCAUGUGUUUUGCUGCUCAGACGAGAUAUAAACCACAAUUGUGGUAGGUUUCUGAUAGUUGGUGAAAUCUUUCUUAGCUAAAUAUACAAUUUUCUGGAUGUUAACUUGUGUUCCUUGUUUUCCGUUAGUUAAAAAUAAUUAUUUGUCUGUACAUUUCUUGGUAUACCUGUAACCUGUCUUUUUUUUUUAAUUCAUGCAAAUUCUUUAGAAAUUUUCCUCCGCCCUUUCAGUGUAGUUUUAGGAAAAAGGCAGAAAUCACUGACAUACGGAAUUGGAGUGCACAGAUAAUGAAAAUGGUUCUCUGACUUUUUUUUAUUGUUUACUUUAGGGCACAAAUGAAAAGCUAAACCUAAACUGUAGUGAAAUUGUGUCUGCUUAACCUAGGGCUAGUCACACUUCUGAGACAUUCUUGCUUAAAAUGUUGCGAGUAGUGCAUUGUGAUUCCAGUUAAGACGAUCCCAAACUGCUUGUGGGACGCUUUUGGAAAACUUGACUGGAAAGCUGAAAAUGUAUGUUGUAGCACGUUUUGAGGACUGGUAUCUCGAAAGGUGACGAAAGAUUUCUGCUAAGCAGACAUGAUCUCACGUGUACUGUUUAGCUUUAAUUUUUAGCUUGUUGCCUAAAGGGAAUUAUAAAAAUUGAAGGAGCACUUAGUUAUCCCUUCGUGAGUGAAUGUGAAAGCAUUCAGACUACCGCGCGAUGUCUAUGCUCUUUUAAUCGUCUUAAUUUCGCCUUAACACCAAAGGUCGUGGUUUCGACUCCCACCAAAGUUUGUAGGUUUGAGUGUCUUAAUUAACUCUAGUUUAAUUAACUGUGUCUUAAUUAACUUCACCUUAUUUCACACGAAAGGUUGAGGUUUGGACUCCCGCCAAAAGUCGUGGAUUUGAGUGCCUUAAUUAACUUUUCCUCAAUUAACUUUGCCUUAAUCCCGAAGGUCGUGGGUUCAAAUCCCACCAAAGGUCAAGGGUUCAUAGCCUUUUUGGACCAUCCUGUGGUCACGCCAACUCCGAAUUUUUUGCCUCAUGAGCCGUAUAAUGCUUUUGCAUUAAAAGGUUGGCCUUUUUAAUUAGCUACCUGGCUGUUGCAAUCCAUUAUGGAAGUGAUGCCCACCCCUCCAUGCUCCAGGCAUUUUAAUCUGUUCAGAAAAAGGGGGAAGAAAACUAGAUACUGUUGUGCCUUAUCAUGUUCAUCACUUAUCAAAGUGGGAAGUGAAUGCAAGAUCAAACGUAUAUGCCAGCUAAGUCCAGCAUCCUUAGCGAGACCUAAAUCUAGGUUAAACUACACUGUGAAGCUCAUUUUAGUGCAAACUGUUCAGGAAGGAUAUAGUUUGGCAACCUGUUAAUCUAUUGUUAAUACAGUUGGCGUUGGCAUCAAUAGAAAGCUGGUAUUGCGUAGACACCUCGCCAAGGAAAAUAAUGCCAUGUCAACAUACAUACAUUCACUUAUUUCUAUACUCUUACCAGAACGAAACAAAAUAUAUUUAUUGACAUAUGCUUUUGCAUAAAUUGUAUGCACAAAAUGUUUCUGUUAUCGGUUAUGAAUAAUUACCAUCCGUUGGAGAAAAAAAGAGUACUCAUCCAGUUGCUUCAGGUCAGUUGGCUGGUGAAGCGAGAAACCACAAGCAUCAAUAAAUUACACAAACAUUUGAUUACAGUGA
Molecule: messenger RNA, 4803 nt
Organism: Dermacentor albipictus
Lineage: Eukaryota; Metazoa; Arthropoda; Arachnida; Ixodida; Ixodidae
Gene: GlnRS
Product: Glutaminyl-tRNA synthetase
Biological process (GO): translation; glutaminyl-tRNA aminoacylation
Cellular component (GO): aminoacyl-tRNA synthetase multienzyme complex; cytosol; cytoplasm
Molecular function (GO): ATP binding; glutamine-tRNA ligase activity
Source: RefSeq, a predicted model, not a curated record